GACUGAGACAGAAACCGCUGAGCGGUCGUGCCGCAUUCCUCUAGAGUCAGUUGAGCAUUGGACGUCCUCGUUAGCGGUUGCCUGUGGUCUUCUGUGCGGACGUGUGAAGCCGCUCCGAAACCAGCCAACGUUUAACUGAAAACUGCAAUUAUGCUCUAACAGUGCAAAUCCCAGCACAAGAAACAAAAGAAGUUAUAAAACCCACCUUGGCACAUUAUACAUAAGCUCGCAGAGAUCGAGGAGUUUGCGAGUCAUCCUAGUGUGCAUAGAACAAAGACUCUCCAUUGAUACCAUCAAAGUCACGAUGAAGCGCAGCAGGCGGAGUCUAAGCUUAGGCUCCUCCUCAAUGGCGCGUCUGCUGCUCGCUGGCAUGCUGCUCUGCCACUGUGCAACGGCGGCGUGGGGCAUGCAACGGCAGCCCAUCAACUCAGCGGGAGGACACGAGUUGCGAGGCACGACAUUCAUGCCUGCUUUGGAGUGCUACGAUCCCUAUGGCCGACCGCAGAAAUGCUUGCCGGAAUUCAUCAAUGCUGCCUAUCAACUGCAAAUCGAGUCGACAAACACUUGCGGCGAGCAGGGCGACAAUCACUUCUGCACGCAGAUGAUGAACUCGAAUCUCAAGAACUGCGGCGUCUGCAGUUAUGGUGAUCAUAGUCCCGCAUUCCUUACGGAUCUGCACGAUCCACAGAAUCCAUCGUGGUGGCAGUCGGAGACCAUGUUCGAGGGCAUUCAGCAUCCCAACCAUGUCAAUCUCACGCUGCAUUUACGUAAAUCGUAUGAUAUCACCUAUGUGCGCAUUCUUUUCCGCUCGCCGCGUCCCGAGUCCUUUACGAUCUACAAACGCACCUCAGAACACGGACCCUGGAUACCCUAUCAGUACUACAGCGCAACCUGUCGGGACAUCUACUCGCUGCCCGACUCCCGUGCCAUCCGCAAAGGCGAGGGUGAGGCUCAUGCUCUCUGCACGAGCGAGUACAGCGACAUCUCGCCUUUGAUUGAUGGUGAAAUUGCCUUCUCAACGCUCGAGGGUCGCCCAAGUGGCAUCAACUUUGAGCGCAGUCUGGAAUUGCAGGAUUGGGUGACGGCCACCGACAUUAGGAUCACGCUGGAUCGUUUGAACACCUUUGGUGAUGAACUGUUUGGCGAUUCGCAAGUGUUGAAAUCCUACUUCUAUGCCAUCAGUGAUAUUGCAGUGGGUGCUCGUUGCAAGUGCAACGGCCACGCAAGUAAGUGUGUGGCAAGUACAGGAAUGCAUGGCGAACGCACCCUCGUCUGCGAGUGUCGCCACAACACCGAUGGACCUGACUGUGAUCGCUGCUUGCCUCUCUACAACGACGUCAAGUGGAAGAGGGCAACAUCAACCGAAGUCAACGAGUGCAAAGCUUGUAACUGUAACGGCUUUGCGGACAAAUGCUACUUCGAUGCAAAUCUGUUCAAUUUGACGGGACACGGUGGUCAUUGUCUGGACUGUCGCGACAAUCGCGAUGGACCCAACUGCGAGCACUGCAAGGAGAACUUCUAUAUGCGUGACAACGCUUACUGUGUGAACUGUGGAUGCGAUCCCGUUGGUUCCCGUUCGCUGCAGUGCAACAGCCAGGGCAAGUGUCAGUGCAAGCCUGGCGUGACUGGCGACAAGUGUGAUCGCUGUGCCAACAACUACUUCCAGUUCGGACCACAUGGUUGCCAACCCUGUGGUUGUGAUGCCCAGGGCUCGCAGGAUAAUACGCCAGCUUGCGAUGCAGAGACGGGAAUUUGCUUCUGCAAGGAAAACGUCGAGGGCAGACGCUGCAAUGAGUGCAAACCUGGCUUCUUCAAUCUGGAUCGCAGCAAUCGCUUCGGUUGCACACCCUGCUUCUGCUAUGGCCACACCUCCGAGUGUCAGACUGCUCCCGGUUACUCUGUGGUCUCUGUCACUUCAAACUUUAACAAGCACAAGGAGCGCUGGACCGCUAUUGAUCCGAAUCGUCGCGAUGUCGACAUCAAGUACAAUCAAUACAGUCGCAGCAUCGGUACCACAGCUCAAGGCAAUGAAUACGUCUACUUCCAGGCGCCCGAUCGCUUCCUCGGCGAUCAGCGUGCCUCCUACAAUCGUGAUCUGAGCUUCAAGCUGCAACUGGUCGGUCAGGUGGGACCCAGCACCAGUGCCAGCGAUGUCAUUCUCGAGGGUGCUGGUAGCAAGGUGUCGCUGCCCAUCUUUGCCCAAGGCAACAGCAUCCCAGAUCAGGGAGUGAAGGAAUACAAGUUCCGCCUCCACGAGCAUCACGACUAUCAAUGGCAACCAAGUCAAUCGGCCCGUGGUUUCCUCUCCAUACUCUCCAAUCUCACGGCCAUCAAGAUCAGGGCCACCUACUCGGUGCAGGGCGAAGCAAAUCUCGAUGAUGUGGAGCUGCAAACGGCUCAUCGCGGCGCUGCGGGCAAACCUGCCACCUGGAUUGAGCAGUGUACAUGCCCGGAGGGUUAUUUGGGACAAUUCUGCGAGUCCUGCGCUCCCCGCUAUCGUCACAGUCCGGCACGUGGUGGACCUUUCAUGCCUUGCAUUCCCUGCGAUUGUCAUGGCCAUGCGGACAUUUGUGACUCGGAGACGGGCAGCUGCAUCUGUCAGCACAACACUCAAGGCGACAACUGUGAUCAGUGUGCCAAGGGCUACUAUGGCAACGCCUUGGGCGGCACUCCCAACGACUGCAAGCGUUGUCCGUGCCCCAACGAUGGCGCCUGUCUGCAGAUCAAUGGUGAUACCGUCAUCUGUACCGAGUGUCCGGUGGGUUACUUUGGCUCGCGUUGCGAACAGUGCAGCGAUGGCUUCUAUGGCGAUCCAACUGGUUUGCUGGGUGCGGUUCAGACCUGCAAGAGCUGCGACUGUAAUGGCAAUGUGGAUCCCAAUGCGGUGGGCAACUGCAAUCGCACCACCGGCGAGUGCCUGAAGUGUAUUCAUAAUACCGCUGGCCAGCACUGUGAUCAGUGUCUGCCUGGACAUUUCGGUGAUCCUUUGGCGCUGCCGCAUGGCAAAUGUGAUCGCUGCAGUUGCUAUGCUGCUGGCACCGAGCAGGACGAGAAGAGCAUCUCGCGUUGCGAUCAGGUCACUGGACAGUGUCAGUGCAAGCCCAAUGUGAUUGGACGCGACUGUGGCGAGUGUCAACCAGGUUACUUUAACAUUCGCUCGGGCAAUGGUUGCGAGAACUGUUUGUGCGAUCCUGUGGGCAGCUAUAACUCCACCUGUGAUCGACUCACUGGACAGUGUCACUGCAAACCGGGUGUGGUUGGUGUGCGUUGUGAUCAGUGUGAGAACUACUUCUUUGGCUUCUCCGUGGAUGGCUGCAAGUCAUGCGAGUGCGAUGCGAGUGGCUCACAGGGGUUCCAGUGCGAUCAGACGGGUCAGUGUCCAUGCAACGACAAUGUCGAGGGACAUCGUUGCGACCGUUGCAAGGAAAACAAAUACGAUCGUCAUCGCGGCUGCGUGGACUGUCCCGACUGCUACAAUCUGGUGCAGGAUGCGGCCAAUGUGCAUCGCGACAAGCUGAAAAAUUUGAGUUCCACUCUCGACGAAAUCGCUCGCACUCCUGUUACCAACGAUGAAGAGUUUGAGGGCAAGCUGCGCGCUGUGCAGGAUAAGGUUGCCGUUUUGGCACAGGAUGCACGCUCGGGCUCGGGUGAAGGGGGACAGACCUAUGUGGAGGUCAUUAACGAUCUGCACAAUCGCCUGGACAGCAUGCGUGGCCAUUUAGAGAGCGCCGAUGCUCUGCAGAAGAAUGCCAACGAUGAGAUUGUCAAGGCACGCAGCAAUUAUACGCAACUACACGAUAUUAUCGACGACGCCAAGAAGCAACUGCAACAGGCUUUGGAUCUGCUGAACGAUGAGGGAGCUCAAGCGCUGGCCAAGGCCAAGAAUAAGUCCGUGGAAUUUGGCGAGCAGUCCGAGCAAAUCUCCGAUAUAUCGCGUGAUGCACGCGCUCUUGCCGAUCGCUUGGAGUCGGAGGCACAGUACGAUCUGAAGAAUGCCAAGGACGCUAAGGAUGCCGUAGAAAAGGCGCAUCUGUUGGCCAAGAAUGCCAUUGAUCUGCAGCAAAAGGUGGGCGUCGAAUUGCGCUCCGAAGUGCGACUCGAGCUCGAUCAAGUGAAGCAAUCGCUGGGCGCCGUUGCUCAAACCUCCAAGGAGGCGUUGCGCAAGGCCAACGAAGUCUACGAUGCGGCUCUCACGCUGCUCAACGAUGUCAAUCGGCAGACACAGCCGGACAUUGACAUCGCUAAGUUGAAGCAGGAGGCGGUUGCGGCCAACGAACGUGCCGACUUGCUGCUCAAGCAGAUCAACGACUUGUCCGACGCCAAUGGCAAUAUCUUCGACGAAUUUGCUACCGAAAGCAAGCUGGCCCAAGUGGUGCUUCAACGCGCCGAUACCCAAAAGAAGGACGACAUUGAGCUGCUUGCGCGUGCCAAGGCAGCACAUGAGCGUGCCACCAAGGCUGUGGAGCAAGGCGACAAUACGCUCAAGGAGGCCAACAACACUUACACCAAGCUUGCCGGGUUCCAGUCUGAUGUGCAGCGCUCUUCGGAGAAGGCAGCCCAGGCUAUGGAAUUGGUGCCCAACAUUGAGCAGGACAUUAAUCAUGCGCGCACUCUGAUCAACCAGGCGGCCAAUGCCUUGGAGGGUGCCAACAAGAACGCCAAUGAGGCCAAGAACAAUGCACAAGAGGCACAGGAGAAGUAUGCCGAACAAGCAUCCAAGGAUGCAGAGUUGAUUCGUCGCAAGGCCAAUGAGACCAAGGUGGCAGCUCGUAAGCUGCGCGAUGAGGCUGAUCAGCUGAAUGGUCGCGUCAAGCUGACGGAAAUGAACAUCUUCCUCCUGGAGGACAAUUCAACCAAAGAUGAUAAUCUGGUGGACGAUGCCAAGCGCAAGGUGGGUCAAGCCAAGGCCAACACGCAGGAUGCUCAGAAGCAAAUUGAAAAGGCCAACGCUGAGCUGUCCGCCAUCAAGGAUGAGCUGGAGAACCUCAAGGAUAUCAACACCGCAGAUUUGGAUAAAUUGGAGAAUCGUCUGAGUGUGGUGGAGAGCGACAUCAAUCGCGUGAAUCUAACGGGACGUAUCGAAAAGUAUCGAGAACAGCGCAAUAUACAAAAGAAACUGAUCGAUAAAUAUGGUGACGAACUGAUCGAUCUGGAGAACGAGGUGGCAAACAUUCGCCAAAUAUCAGAAGCACUGCCCGCAGGUUGCUUUAGACGCAAUCGUCUAGAGCCGUAGACUCAUCUACAUUAAUUAAAAUAAUGAAUGCACUACCAACUACCAACUACUUCAAUUAACAUCUAAGUACCAGGCGAAGACGAACAAAUCAAAGUCGAAAUCGGAAAUCGCAUAUCGCAAAUCGAAUUAGCCCUUAGCCGUUGAAUGAAAUUAUAGAGUUUUAGUCUUAUAGCUGAAAUAUUGUGUUUAGUAAAAGAAGAGAAACAAAAACAAAACGACAAACGAGAAACCAGAUAAACAAAACUAAGAAAUGUUAAGCUUUAAUGCAUCAGUCAUAUACAUCAUUGAUUAUAUCGAAGCAUGAUGCCCAACUUCAAAAUGUUCUUAACUGCCAAUUGUGCUUUAAAUUCAAGCCAGCCAUGGACGACUGUAUUAUAUAUUGAAAACUGUGCCGUGUACAAUUCCCUCAAGCAAUCCUCUCCAAAUCAAUUGCAUUUCUUUAAAUAUAUAUCCCAAAACUAUUCUACUCUAUUACGUACAUAUAUUAACAUAUUUUUCAUCUACGUUUAAUGUGCCAAUUACAAUAUUUUCACUGUGUUUAAGUCGAUUUACCUUAAAAAUACGAUUAAUAAAAGUUUUCCAACGUUGUAAUCUAUAAAUGUAAUUUAUGC
Messenger RNA from Drosophila nasuta, 5844 nucleotides. It is a transcript of the gene LanB2, whose product is annotated as laminin subunit gamma-1. The transcript is spliced from 10 exons. The coding region runs from base 305 to 5233 and encodes 1642 amino acids. NCBI's taxonomy places the organism in Eukaryota, Metazoa, Arthropoda, Insecta, Diptera, Drosophilidae. The record is from RefSeq and is a predicted model, not a curated record. Gene Ontology annotation, biological process: animal organ morphogenesis; tissue development.